GUGUCUCAGACUCGGAGCUUCUCCGGAUCUGUUGAACAACCCCCCGCGGUCUGUCCCGGGUUCGGCUGCCUCCAAACCCGAACCUAGUGGUUCCGUGUUCCGCCCAGGAUUUACUUCCUCGCUCUCCGUUGCGCACCGCAGAUCGUGCACUCACUCAGCCGCCCGCGCGGAGGACCGUUGAUGCGCGUGCUCGGCUCUGAUGGAGAUGGAGGUGCUGAUCCUGAUCUUUCUGUCCCUCCGGAUCUUCCAGCCCGACGCAGCGCGCGCGGACUCCAUCAUCCACAUCGGCGCCAUCUUUGAGGAGAAUGCGGCACGGGACGAUGAGGUGUUUCAGCUCGCUGUGUCUGACCUUAGCCUGAGUGACGACAUCCUGCAAAGUGAGAAGAUCACGCAUUCAAUAAAGCUCAUUGAGCCCAACAACCCCUUCCAGGCUGUGCAGGAAGCCUGCGAGCUGAUGAACCAGGGCAUCUUGGCGUUGGUUACCUCGACCGGCUGUGCGUCAGCCAGCGCCCUGCAGUCUCUGACGGACGCUAUGCACAUACCACACCUUUUCAUCCAGAGGAACAGCGAGGGAUCUCCCAGGACGGCCUGCCAGUUCAACCCGAGCCCAGGAGGCCAGCGCUACACACUGGCGGCCCGACCUCCUGUGCGCCUGAACGACGUGAUGCUGAUGCUGGUGGAGGAGCUGGGCUGGCAGAAGUUCAUUGUGUUUUAUGACAUCGAGUACGACAUCCGCGGCCUGCAGAGUUUUCUGGAUCAGACAUCUCGUCAGGGAGUGGACGUCGCCCUGCAGAGGGUGGACAGGAACAUCAGUAAAGUCUUCACUAACCUCUUCACCACAAUGCGGACCGAGGAGUUGAACCGGUACCGGGACACCUUACGCAGAGCGGUCCUGCUGCUUAGCCCCCAAGGAGCGCACACGUUCAUCCAGCAGGCAGUGGAAACAAACCUGGCCUCCAAAGACAGCCACUGGGUGUUUGUGAACGAGGAAAUCAGUGACGCAGAGAUUCUGGAGCUGACUCAGGGUGCUCUAGGGCGUAUGAUGGUCAUACGGCAGAUCUUCCCCCUCUGGAGGGACAGCAGCUCCCGGUGCAUGAGGCAGAACCACAGGAUUUCCUCAAUACUGUGUGACCCGCAAGAAGGAUACCUGCAGAACCUGGAGGUGUCCAACCUGUACCUUUACGACAGCGUGUUAAUGCUGGCCAAUGCCUUCUACAGGAAGCUGGAAGACAGGAAAUGGCACAGUAUGGCCAGUCUAAACUGCAUUAGAAAGUCCACCAAGCCAUGGAACGGGGGCUGGUCCAUGCUGGAGACCAUUCAAAAGGGGAACAUCACAGGUUUAACAGGUACCAUGGACUUCAAGGAUAAUGGCUCCAACUCCCAUGUCCAGUUCGAGAUCCUUGGCUCCAGCUUCAGUGAAACCUUUGGGAAGGACAUCAAGAGGCUCGCCACGUGGGACUCUGUUCAUGGACUGAACGGCAGUCUGAAGGAGAGCCGAAUUGAGAACGGCAUGCAGGGGGUGAUGAUUAAAGUGGUCACAUUGCUGGAAGAUCCCUUCGUCAUGGUGGCAGAAAACAUCCUGGGCCAGCCGAAGCGCUAUAAAGGCUUCUCGAUCGACGUACUGGAUGCCCUGGCCAAAAUCCUGGGCUUCAAAUAUGAGAUUUAUCAGGUGGCAGAUAGUAAAUAUGGCUCUCAGCUUCCAAACGGCUCCUGGAACGGCAUGAUUGGAGAUCUUAUCAACAAGAGGGCCGACCUGGCUGUGUCAGCCAUAACCAUCACUCCAGAGCGGGAGAAUGUGGUGGACUUCAGCAAGCGUUACCUGGACUACAGAGUGGGCAUCCUGGUGCGAAAACCUGAAGAGAAGAUCAACAUCUUCUCCCUGUUUGCACCUUUUGACUUUGCUGUCUGGGCCUGCAUUGCCGCUGCCAUCCCGGUGGUGGGGGUGCUCAUCUUCUUGCUGAACAGGCUGCAGGCUCUGCACUCCUCCUCCUCCUCCUCCCAGAGCCUUUCACACGGCCGGCGAUCAAAUGGGGUGGGGUCGGGCACGCUGCACAGCGCUAUCUGGAUUGUAUAUGGAGCCUUUGUUCAACAAGGCGGGGAUGGCGUGGUGGGCUCUGUGGCUCUGAGGAUCGUCAUGGGCAGCUGGUGGCUCUUUACACUUAUCGUGUGCUCGUCCUACACUGCCAACCUGGCUGCUUACCUGACUGUGUCACGCAUGGACCACGCCAUAAGAUCUUUUCAGGACUUGGCACGCCAGAUGGAUGUUGAUUAUGGCACAGUAAGGGACUCGGCUGUGUACGACUACUUCAGGAACAAAGGCACCAACCCUUUGGAGCAGGACAGCACCUACGCCGAGCUGUGGAGGACCAUGAGCAGGAACGACGGCCUGGACCACUCCGUGUCCAGUCCCUCUGAAGGCAUCCGCAAGGCCAAGAAGAGUCCAUACGCCUUCCUGUGGGACAUGGCGGUGCUGGAGUACACCGCUCUGACCGAUGAUGAUUGCACCAUCACUGUGUCGGGGAACAGCAUGAGCAGCAAAGGCUACGGUAUUGCCAUGCAGCACGGAAGCCCCUACAGAGAUCUCUUCUCCCAGAAGAUCUUAGAGCUGCAGGAGAAAGGGGACCUGGACAUCAUGAAGCAAAAAUGGUGGCCCAGAACAGGUCGAUGUGACCUCAGCAACCACGCCGCAACGCACCCUGAUGGCCGCUCCCUCAAGUUGCACAGCUUUGCUGGCAUCUUCUGCUUCCUGGCUGCUGGCCUGCUUCUAGCUUGCCUAGUGGCUGGCAUGGAGGCGUGGUGGAACAGCAACCGCUGCCGGCAGGAGCAGCCCAAAGAGGUCACUAAGGAUUACAGACUGACAAGGGUUUCUGCUCCAUUGACAUAUAAUGAAUUUACAACUGCUUCAUCGGAGGGGAGAAGGGACAUUUGGACAGACAGAGAGAAAGGCUGGGAUGAAGCAGAAGCUAUUGACACAGGACAAAGAGGUGAACCUGGAGCAGGUGCACCGUCGAAUGAACAAUCUUUUGGACGAGGACUUGGUCCACAAGCAGAUCCCCGGCCCCUCUAUCGAGAUCUCUGUGCUGGACAUCAACAGCCAGGCUGCUCUGGUCCAGGGUCCAGAGUCCAUGCGGGACUACCCUCCCUCGGGCCUCGCUGUGAAUACAUUCCUUCCCGAGGAGAGUGCUCCACCACCUCUUCCCCACCCUCAUCAUGGGGGGACCCUAGGCAGGAUGCUGCCCCUGUCCCAGGGCCUUGGCAGCACCACACUGCCCCCCCACCACCCACUCAGCAGCACCAGCCUCAGCGGCAGCCUGCAGUGCAAACACAGGGCCCCCAACGGGGGGCUAUUCCGGCAGAGCCCUGGCAAGACACCCAUGCCAAUGUCCUACCAGCCAGUCUCUGCAGGACACAUACCCGAAGCCAUUGAUGCAAGCCACAGUACAUCCAUAUAGAGGGGGGGGCUGCAAUCUGGAUUUGGAUCCAGGUUCGGAUGGGACUUUUGUCACGGAGUCAAAACACAACUGUACAAAGUACAAUUUUUUACCAUCGACUCUGAAGAGAUGUCAAAAGAUGGGGGCUGGGGUACUUUUUUUUUUCCUGUACACAAGUGUAAAUAAUAAAAUAAUUCAGUGAGGUUAAAGUGUAUUUUGAAUAUUCUCAAUUUUGAAGUUGACUUAAAAAAACAAAAGAAUAAAAAAUCUCUAGUUAUACUUAAACUCUGAAAUGUUCUGACGAGGUCGGUGGAUUUGUAAAUUUGGUUCCGUUAAAACACUGACACGGAUCCAUUGUGAUUAUUUUCUAAGUCUCCAAUUAAAGGUUGUCCACAACUCCUUAUGUAAACAAAUAAACAAAUACCCAUGAUACACCACUGUAGGGACAUUUUUGUCAAACACCUAAUGUUAUGCACCUCUGUACCAUUCUUGUAUCCAGUAUAUUCUUCUCAUUGGUCAGAAAAUAUUUACCCUUUUCUUUGUUUUGUAUAAAAUAUAAAAUAGACAUGCCUUCUCUAA
Oryzias latipes (Japanese medaka) is the source of this 4010-nucleotide messenger RNA. RefSeq names its product glutamate receptor, ionotropic, delta 1b (gene grid1b). Gene Ontology annotation, molecular function: signaling receptor activity; ligand-gated monoatomic ion channel activity. Lineage: Eukaryota; Metazoa; Chordata; Actinopteri; Beloniformes; Adrianichthyidae. Gene Ontology annotation, biological process: monoatomic ion transport. The record is from RefSeq and is a predicted model, not a curated record. Gene Ontology annotation, cellular component: membrane.